AUGGCGGCAACGAACGCGGUUGAGGCCGGGUACGGCGGCGCGGCGGAGAACGGCGGGUGUGCGGAGGGGCUGCUGGGGUCGCCGAUGCGGUUUUCGCCGUCGUCGAAGCUGAAGGUGAACCACGGGCACUUUAUGGCGAACAUUAACAACAACGCGGGGCCUGGCAAGGGCGGGACGGCCGCGGGCGGGACGAGCCCGACGCGGGAGGCGUCGUACGCGAACGUGUCGGGGUCCGGGAAGGUGAUCGAGAACCUCCACCAGCAGGUGGACGCGUUGACGAGCACGAACCUCCAGCUUACGAAGCAGUCGAACCAGUUGCUCGAGAAGUUGGAGGGGUGUAACGCGCGGGAGGCGAAGUACUUAGAGACGAUAUCGAGUUUGAAGCACGAGAAUGAGAACUUGAACUCGAUGCUCAACCGCAAGACACGCCGCGUCAAGGACCUCGAUAUGGAGCUUGUGCAGCUCCGGACGUCUCACGAGGAGGCCACGGCGUCGCACAACCAGCUAAAGUACCAGCUUGAGAACAAGUUUGCGCACGAGACAGAGUUGGAACAGCAGUGCCAGUUGCUGCAGGCACAGUACGACGCUGUUGUCGAUGCGCAGCGGCGGUACCGCGAGCACUACCAGAAGGAGAUAGAGGAGUUGCGGGAAGCACUCGAGGCCUUGAAGAAGGACAACGACAAAUUUUUGGGCGAGCACAUGGCCAGGCUGACCCGCAGCCAGCUCGACAUAGACAAGAGUAUGAGCGACUACAACGGUAAGUUCCACAGGAUGGAAUUAUCACAGAAAGAGGCAGUUAUUGAAUUGAACGAGAAAUAUGAUAGAAUGAGAGCUGACUUAGACGUUGACGGGUGGAUUGUGCUUUACAAGCAGAUGAGGGACAUAGCGUUUGACUAUGCGAAACAGCUAGAUCUGAGCUUGCCAAAGGAGUUUGCUGAGUUGCAUGGCGAAGAUGGGUACUACGCUAAGAUGCUAGAUGAGGACAGGCAAUCCUCCCCUGUCAGUACUAGCUCUACCGCUGUGGAACCAAUGUCGCAGCCCUCUCCCUCGAUGAGUGCGCAGACUCUCUCUCCGCCACCACUGAGAGUUCCCAAAAACAGGACGCCGAUUACAAAACGCAGCAGCUUUUACGGUAACACUAUGCCUGGUGCCAACAUUUCGUUGACUUCUGCGACUGGUCUCCUACCUGGCGUGAAGCGGACUGGCUCCAUCAGAAGUUUCCAUGGGAGGGCGCCCUCUGAGGGACUCUCUGACACCCCAACCAUAUUCACUGCAUCCCGCAAUGCAUCCCCCAUGGAAUUCCCUCAAAGAAGUGCAUUAACCUCGGCUGCGUCUGCGAACGCGACGGUAAGGCAUUCUUCUGUUCCAAGGCACAGAAGGAACCAGUCUUCACAGGUCGGAAACAAUAAGUAG
Molecule: messenger RNA, 1413 nt
Organism: Eremothecium gossypii ATCC 10895
Lineage: Eukaryota; Fungi; Ascomycota; Saccharomycetes; Saccharomycetales; Saccharomycetaceae
Gene: SHE3
Product: She3p
Exons: 1
Coding region: 1-1413 (470 amino acids)
Biological process (GO): mRNA transport; endoplasmic reticulum inheritance
Source: RefSeq, marked provisional